AUGCACACUAAAUUAAGUGAUAUGGAGGUACGCGUAGUGGCGCGACUAAACGAGGAACUCGGCAAGGAUGCCAAUCGCCUACAUCGUGCCGCUGUGCUCAUUGAACAUUACAAGGAACAGCUACAGGACUUGCGACAAGAAUUAAGCUACGAGGAUCCACAAAAUGUGUCCUGCUACAAGUCCGCGUUUCAGUGCCAGCAGCAGGUCUGCGACAGCAUCGAUUUCGAGCUCGAAAAAUUGGCACAAUUCAGUGUGAAACUGAAAAACAAGCUGCAGGAAUGUCAGCCGGCCAUAGCGGGUGUGCAAGAAGAUGUGCAGCAGGUGCGGUAUCUACAGCGACUGACACAGUAUCUGCGACUGGUGAAGGACAUACAGGAAAUAAGCUCUGCACUCUCCAACGCCAUCAACGGCAAGGACGAGGCGAAGCUGGUUAAUAUAUAUCUGACACUAUACGAAGGCAAUGACUGCGAGCAUAGCGUAGUAGGACGGCUUCAGGGUGUGGAGGCUCGUGCACUGAAAUCAUUUGCUGAGCGCACUGCAAUCUAUUGGCACAGGCUGCUUAUGCAGCGUUUAUCCAACGAAUUUGAGGCUGUGCUCAAAUGCAUGCGCUGGGCACACAUAGAGCAACAAACACUCAAUUAUUCGCCCAGUCGUGAUACGGCAAAAGCGCAGCUGCUGGCUGAAUAUAUAUUCCUCAUUAAAUCGCCGGCCGAAGAACAUGAGCCCCUUCAGAGUAUUACGCCAAGCAUUGUGUGUUCCCCAAUCAGUCAAGUGGCACAACUACUAUUGGCACCCUAUCGGCAGCGUUUCAUGUUUCACUUUACGGGCACGCGGCAGACAAACCGACUGGACAAGCCAGAAUGGUUCUACACACAAAUACUCAACUGGGGAAAGGAGACACAUUUCUUUGUGGGUAAAACAUUUCAGCCGGCCGCCAUCAAGGCUGGAAAACUGGACUACAACCUCAGACUGGAAUUCAUGCGCGGUCUGGUCCAACUUGCUAUUGAAAAACUGGCAGUGGACAUUGAGCAAAUUGUUGAUGACGAGAUUCUGUUUGCUCAUCUUCUGGAUGAAACACUGGCUUUUGAGGCAGAGCUGCGCGAAACGUUUGGAUAUCCGGCCAGCUUUCCCAGCGCCAUUUGUGUGCUGACACAGCCCAUGUAUCUGCUUCGCUGGAUUGCACUAGAGGAGCAAUUUUGCGCAGACAAAAUGGACGAAAUACUACAGGCUGAGGAACCCUUUCAGCUCAUAGACCCCAACACCUUCGAGGAUGAUCUGAAAAUACCCAAAUGUGCCGAUCAGUUUAUGCGAUUACUCGACGCCAUUAAGGAUCGGUACUAUGGUCUAAUACAGCCUGGUCAUCAAUUGCAGUUCCUCCAGCUACAGCUGGAGCUUAUCGACAGCUUCCGAAGGCGUCUCGUGCAACUUCACAGCAGCGGUGCCGUUCCCAGCAUAGCUGCUCUCAACGCCCUCAAUUAUCUAAUAAUGGUGCUGCGUGAAUGGGGCGAGAACGUGCAUUACCUGCACCUACAUACGGCUCUGGCCGGACCCAAUGCCACCGAAAUUAACUCUGUGUUCGAGCAUGCAAUCAACGAGCUGGAGCACUGGUCCCAAAAACUAGUGCAUAAUCUGGCCACCAAGGCUGUUAACGAGAUGAAGGCCAGAUCAAUGAGCUAUCGCCACGAUGCAUGGCCCACAAUGCCAGAGCAGAAUAGCAAGGAACCUUUCAUACUCUCACCAAGUGGCGGGGAAAUGUUUCAAGUGCUGGUCACACAACUUCACAAUUUGGAGCGUGAACUUUCCGCUAAUCUGUUUAACCAAACACUGCGUCUGAUGGCCCGACAAAUUGACGAUUUCAUGCUGGACAGCAUGAUUAUGAAUACUAAGUUCGCCCCGGCAGGCGCUGCUCAGUUCAAUUACGAUAUGACGCGUAAUCUGUUCGCGCUGUUCGGUCAAUAUACUCGACGGCCUGAGCUAAUUUUCAAGAAAAUACAUGACUCCAGCAAAUUGCUGACUGCGGCACGGGGCACUGCUUUACUGUUGUUGGAAACGCUGCGCAGCACGCAAUCCGUAGAGGAGAAAACGAAACCGCUGCGUGAACUUGGCGUGGUUAGUCUGGGGAGCAAAGUUUGCAUUGAAGUGUUGGAGCGACGGACGGACAUCAAAAUGUUCUGAGUCAUUAAUGUUGGCAUGUUAGCGUGAAUAAGUGGUGCGGAAUAAAAGUGUUUUGAACAGAAAAUUA
Scaptodrosophila lebanonensis is the source of this 2242-nucleotide messenger RNA. RefSeq names its product RINT1-like protein (gene Rint1). Bases 1 to 2175 code for a protein of 724 amino acids. Gene Ontology annotation, biological process: regulation of ER to Golgi vesicle-mediated transport; endoplasmic reticulum to Golgi vesicle-mediated transport; retrograde vesicle-mediated transport, Golgi to endoplasmic reticulum. NCBI's taxonomy places the organism in Eukaryota, Metazoa, Arthropoda, Insecta, Diptera, Drosophilidae. Gene Ontology annotation, cellular component: Dsl1/NZR complex. The transcript has 5 exons. The record is from RefSeq and is a predicted model, not a curated record.